AUGGGUUCCGCUAUACUGAAAGCUUUUGUUGGAGGAGCCGUCAUUUUUGAGUGCAGCUACAGACCCGAGUACAGAGACCGGAGGAAGUACUUCUGCAAGACUGACGACACGUCUUGCUUAUCCAGCGGCAUCUCCCAACCCCCUGACAAGAGAAUCUCUCUGUUCGACAACAACAACGGGUUGUUCCGUUCUCUCUUCACUGCGCUCACGGAAAAUGAUUCUGGAAAUUAUAUGUGUAUCGUAGAGACAGCUCCAAAUGUUUACAUUAACACUACAAAGACACUGAGAGUGGAUCCAGAUCCACUUUGCAUGCAGUCCAUCGUGAAGUCGGGUUAUGUCGGUGGUGACGUCAUCAUCGAUUGUCCAUACCCACCCACCAGUAACGGCAGCGUCAAGUACUUCUACAGACAGAAGGGCAUGUCCGCUUACCCUGAGAUCGUGUCCUCUCAGUCCUCACAGCCAAACUCAAGGUAUUCCCUGGUAGCCAAAGACAACGAAACACAAGUCUCCUUGGUGACUAUCAGGAAGCUAACCCCCGCAGAUGCUGGGAGCUACUGGUGUGGAUUUAGAACCGGGGGUUUCCUCGGAGGGAUCACCAUGACAACAGAGGUGAAACUGCGUGUCUUCGGGGGUCGACUGAGGUCGACUACCGAUUAUGGAAGAGCGACAUCACCGGUGUCAAAAACGCCCCCAGUAUCAACAUCCUCACCACUGUCCAAUGUACUGAGCGUGAUCCUCGUUUUGAUCUUGGCGGUGGCUGCUAUACUGUUUGGAGGCAUGAUGUACAGGCGUAGAGUGAAGAGGAGGAGAGCGCAAGUCUCUGCCAGUCAGGCUUCGCCUCAAGGCAAUGCAGUUUCUCCAUCAGCAGCUACCGGCGCCAUGGCAAUGGCUCCAUGCGACAAGUCUGAGGACCCCAACAACCCGCAGCCUGAGCACAUUUACCUGACCGUCCUGCCAGACACCACUCCACCUGGCGGAGGAGAUUACGAGGCUACCGGCGCCAUGGCAAUGGCUCCAUGCGACAAGUCUGAGGACCCCAACAACCCGCAGCCUGAGCACGUUUACCUGAUCCCCCUGCCCGACACCACUCCACCUGGCGGAGGAGAUCACGAGGCAGGUGCACCCACCAGCAGCUCCUCUGAGAACAUCUACGAGCCCCUGAAGUUCAGCCCCUCUCAGGCUGACGGCGGCAUAUACCUCACCUUAGAUCCUAAACCAAAAGAAUAGCUAUGAAUAGUUCACAUGCAAAAACCUCUAAAUCCGCCUGACCACUGUUCAUUUGACAGAGGGUUUUUUUUCAGGCUCCUAUAAGUUUUUGCCUACAAAUUAUACAUUUUAUACAUAUUUCAGACCAUUUAGCUAUGUAUACUAUGUGGGGAGAGCAUAUUACUCACCAUAAUUAUCUCAUUUUUGACAGAUGUGGCGUUUAGAAGGUUUUGUAUCGGAACUUUUGUUCAUACAGUUAAACACUUGGGGACAGAUAAUUAGCGGGGAGUUUUCUGUCCACCUGACAUGUGAACCUGAGGUGUGUUUGAAGUACUUUAGUGACAAACCUAUGUAAGUUCACCCAGAGGAAACAAUAUAAAUCUCCGAAUAGCACAGCCACAUGGCUUAUUUCUCCUGCUGUCAUAGCUCAACAAAUAUACAACUGUAGGCCAAUGAUUUUAGAAGUUGAAGACACUUAACAGUGUAGAAUACUCCCUGAAGUAAUGGCCCAAGGAACUUAGUCAUUUAAAAAAACAGCAUUUUAUCAGACACAUUAGCCUGUUUAUUUAAACUUCCUUAUCUCAGAAAAUAAAGUAGAAACAAGUUCAAACUUCUGCAGAGUAGUUGCUGGGUAUAAUAACAUUAUUGACCUAAAUCCAAUACGGUCAGGCGGGAAGUUUUCUAAAAUCUGUUGAUUUGGCAUGGAAUGGCCUUUUUGCCAUGCUUUAUUAAAGGCUUUUUUGAUACUUUUCCAAUACAGAGUGCCUAUUGUUUUUUAUUUAAUUUGUUCACCCAUUUUAAUGUUUAGUAGAUCUCAGACACGAUCUAAUGCAAAAGUGACAUUGUAGCUUCAAACAGUAGCUGUAAUGGCAUUAGGGUUAUCCUAAACCAAAGUGCAUGCCAAUCGCUGCAAAGACAAUGUGUGUGUGUGUGUGUGUGUGUGUGUGUGUGUGUGUGUGUGUGUGUGUGUGUGUGUGUGUGUGUGAAGGCAAAUGCUAAAAAAAACCCUGCAACAAACACAUCCCCCAUUGUCAGCAGUUGGCAUUAGCCUUACCCUAAAGACAUGUGCGUGCCCAUCACUGCAAAGACAACGUUUAUGAUUGUACUGCAUGAGAGUAUACUGUGUGAUCAGAUAGAUGGUUUGAAUAACCUACAUUAUAAUCAACUGAGCAAAGCUUGAUGUUUUACAUACUCGUUAACCUUACUUUGAAGCUCUACAUUGGCUAACUAUCGCUGUGUAAAUUGUGCAUUUUUAAGUGUCUCCAAGACUAAUAUAUAAUCAGCAUAGGCUAACAAAGGGGCCAUAGAGGAGGUAUUGCAGUGCCCCCUGCAGUGUUUCUGGACGCAGUGUUGCCACAACAUUGAUAUGAAUGUUGAAUAUGAAAUAUUGACAAACGAGUAAGCAGACUUCUGUAACAUGUCGCUUUGCAUGCUGUGUAUUAGUUAGGACACGUUACACUUUACAACAACACCAAUUACAGUGGGGAUGAUUAGGGGGCCAGUUUGAAUGAGCCAGGUUGGAAAUUUAGCCAGGACACACCGGGGAAUCCCUUAGUGAUGUACAACAUUACUUUUUUCAUGAGAACGUUUGUGUGUUUGUGUUCAUGUUGUGUGUUUUAUGUGCAUGUAUGCAUGCAUGUGCAAUGGCUUCAUUAAACCUGAAU
This is a messenger RNA of Alosa alosa (allis shad), 2870 nucleotides long. RefSeq lists its product as uncharacterized. Lineage: Eukaryota; Metazoa; Chordata; Actinopteri; Clupeiformes; Clupeidae. The record is from RefSeq and is a predicted model, not a curated record. Bases 1 to 1227 code for a protein of 408 amino acids. The transcript is spliced from 7 exons.